Messenger RNA from Eublepharis macularius, 4860 nucleotides. RefSeq names its product zinc finger protein 665-like. The record is from RefSeq and is a predicted model, not a curated record. Gene Ontology annotation, molecular function: RNA polymerase II cis-regulatory region sequence-specific DNA binding; DNA-binding transcription repressor activity, RNA polymerase II-specific. The transcript has 8 exons. Bases 63 to 2921 code for a protein of 952 amino acids. Gene Ontology annotation, biological process: negative regulation of transcription by RNA polymerase II. Lineage: Eukaryota; Metazoa; Chordata; Lepidosauria; Squamata; Eublepharidae.
AAAAGAUCACGCAGGAUCCUUACCACGGAGCAGCUUUUCCAGGCAGCCUGAAAAUACCCUUGAUGGCUUCUCCACCGUCUCCUCCACGUGGUGAAGGGAAAAGACCAGCCAUGCGGCCAGCUCAGAGUCCAGUGUCCUUCGAAGAGGUGGCUGUGCGUUUCACCCGGGGGGAGUGGAGCCUGCUGCGCCCGGCCCAGAGAGCCCUGUACAAGGAAGUCAUGCUGGAGAAUUUUGGGAUCGUGGCCUCUCUGGGACCUCAAGUUGUCAAGCCUGAACUCAUAUCCCAGCUGGAAGAGGAGGAAGAGCUGUUUUUCCUGAUCUCUGAUGAAGAGGAGGGAUUGAAGGGACCUCAGGUUGCCAAACCUGAACUCAUGUCCCCGCUGGAAGUGGAGGUAGAUCCUUUUUUCCUGAUCUCUGAUGAAGAGGAGGGAUUGACGGGGCCUCAAGUUGCCAAACCUGACCUCAUAUCCUGGCUGGAAGAGGAGGCGGAAAAGCUGUUUCUCCUGAUUUCUGGUGAACAGGACGGAUUGGCAGCAGGAGGCAUGUGGGAGUCAGCGAAUGAAAUGAAGACGCAUCCAGUGAUGGUGAAAGAGGAAAUUUAUUCAGAUGGUAAAGAGAAGGCUGAAUAUUUUGAUGGACUGAAGAAGGAGGAGGGAAAAUAUCCUAAUGAAGGGGGGAAUUCUUCUGGUCUUGUAGACAGGAGUGAUGCUAUACAGGAAAUCACAUACCAAGGCAAGAACAGGAAUGAGCUCACUGCAAGCACGGAAAAUUUCUCCAACGAAUCAGAUAUUAAUAUUCAAUGGCGUACAUGUAGCCUAAAGGAAGUAUUUCAGUUCCUGGAGGGUGGAAAAAGCUUCAAUUGCAGCGGAACGCUUUCUUCCCACCAAAGAAUUCACACUGGGGAGAAACCCUAUAAAUGCCUGGAGUGUGGAAAAAGCUUCUAUACGAAUUCAGACCUUACCUCACAUGAAAGGAUUCACACUGGGGAGAAACCGUAUACAUGCCUGGAGUGUGGGAAAAGCUUCCGUAAGAGUUCAGCGCUUACCUCACAUGAAAGGAUUCACACUGGGGAGAAACCAUAUACAUGCCUGGAGUGUGGGAAAAGCUUCCGUCAGAGUGGAAAGCUUACUCUCCAUGAAAGAAUUCACUCAGGGGAGAAACCCUAUAAAUGCCUGGAGUGUGGGAAAAGUUUCAGUCGGAAUGAUAACCUUGCUUCACAUCAAAGAAUUCAUUCAGGGGAGAAACCAUAUAAAUGCCUGGUGUGUGGGAAAAGUUUCAGUCGGAAUGUUCACCUUUCUUCCCAUCAAAGAAUUCAUUCAGGAGAGAAACCAUAUCAAUGCUUGGCAUGUGGGAAAAGUUUCUCUCGGAGCAAUAAUCUUACUUCCCAUCAAAGAGUUCACUCAGGGGAGAAACCAUAUACAUGCCUGGAGUGUGGAAAAAGUUUUAAUCAGAGUGGAAAGCUUAAUGUCCAUGAAAGAAUUCAUUCAGGGGAGAAACCGUAUAAAUGCCUGGAGUGUGGGAAAAGUUUUAGUCAGAGCGGAAGCCUUUCUUCUCAUCAAAGGAUUCACACAGGGGAGAAACCCUAUAAAUGCCUGGAGUGUGGGAAAACUUUCAGUCUGAGUGGAAAGCUUGCUGUCCAUGAAAGAAUUCACUCAGGGGAGAAACCCUAUAAAUGCCUGGAGUGUGGGAAAAGCUUCAGUCGGGGUGAGAACCUUACUUCCCACCAAAGAGUUCAUUCAGGGGAGAAACCAUAUAAAUGCCUGGAGUGUGGGAAAAGCUUCAGUCAGAGUGGAACGCUUGCUCUCCAUGAAAGAAUUCACUCAGGGGAGAAACCAUACAAAUGCCUGGAGUGUGGGAAAAGCUUCAGUCGGGGUGACAGCCUUUCUUCCCACCAAAGAAUUCAUUCAGGGGAGAAACCAUAUAAAUGCCUGGAGUGUGGGAAAAGCUUCCGAUCCAGUUCUGUCCUUAUCUUACAUGAAAGGAUUCACACUGGGGAGAAACCAUAUAAAUGCCUGGUGUGUGGUAAAACUUUCAGUCUGAGUGGAAUGCUUACUGUCCAUGAAAGAAUCCACUCAGGAGAGAAACCCUAUAAAUGCUUGGAAUGUGGGAAAAACUUCAGUCGGGGUCACAACCUUUCUUCCCACCAAAGAAUUCAUUCAGGGGAUAAACCAUAUAAAUGCCUGGAGUGUGGGAAAAGCUUCAGUCAGAGUGGAACGCUUGCUCUCCAUCAAAGAAUUCACUCAGGGGAGAAACCAUAUAAAUGCCUGGAGUGUGGGAAAAGCUUCAGUCAGAGUACAAAUCUUUCUUCUCAUCAAAGGAUUCACACUGGGGAGAAACCAUAUAAAUGCCUGGAGUGUGGGAAAAGCUACAGUCAGAGUGGAACGCUUGCUCUCCAUCAAAGAAUUCAUUCAGGGGAGAAACCAUAUAAAUGCCUGGACUGUGGGAAAAGCUACAGUAAGAGUGGGACGCUUGCUCUCCAUCAAAGAAUUCAUUCAGGGGAAAAACCAUAUAAAUGCCUGGAGUGUGGGAAAAGCUACAGUCAGAGUGGAACGCUUGCUCUCCAUGAAAGAAUUCACUCAGGGGAGAAACCAUAUAAAUGCCUGGGGUGUGGGAAAAGCUUCCGUUCCAGUUCUGUCCUUAUUUUACAUGAAAGGAUUCACACUGGGGAGAAACCAUAUAAAUGCCUGGUGUGUGGGAAAAGUUUCAGUCGGAAUGAUAACCUUUCUUCCCAUCAAAGAAUUCAUUCAGGGGAGAAACCAUAUAAAUGCUUGGAGUGUGGCAAAAGUUUCAGUCGGAAUAAUAACCUUUCUUCCCAUCAAAGAAUUCAUUCAGGGGAGAAACCAUAUAAAUGCUUGGAGUGUGGGAAAAGUUUCUCUUGGAGCAAUAAUCUUACUUCCCAUCAAAGAGUUCACAUAAGAUGAAAACCAUGGGAGUGCUUGAAAUAUGGAAGGAUGUUACAUCAGGUAAUUUGGCUUUCAACAUUUGCAAGUGUGGCAAGAAUUUCUGCCUGGAUCCGAUCCCACAGGCAGCUACUUGUCCUUGCUCAGGUGAGCCCUGUACCAAAGGCAUGUAAUAAGUGCAGACUAGCUGUUCUGUCCCUAGCAUUGAUCUAAAGCUCUUGCUAGGAAUGAUGUACUCAGCAUGGCAAAGAUACCUUAACCAAAACUGGAAGCUUUAAAAGGCAAAAGAGAAUGGCAAGGUAGUGGUUGGGCAAGGCACCAGUCCUGGGCCUGCCCCCACCAGGCAUUAGACACUUGAAGGAUAUAUACAGAUACACAAGCAUGCAAGACACAAUAAACUCCAAGGCAGAGAUACUACAAUGUCCUUUCUCCCAGUCAAUGAAGAGCUCUUGUGACCCCCCCCCCCGUUGCAAUGCUCAGUGCUGCCCUCUUUUGUAGGCAAAAUUCAAAGGAAUGCAUAGUUUGACCACCUCAUCGCUUGCGUCAUACUUUAUUCUUCUGAUGUGGAGAUAUUGGAAGGCCAUCAAUCAGGACAUCCCUUCUUUGAGAUGGACAGCUAACUUCAUAUACAUUCUAGCUAAAGUUAUAAGUUACAAAAGGAAUUUUCACACUUUGCCAGCCCCCAACUUGGUUCACUCUGUUCCUCCCGGAGAUAGCAACAACUCCGGUGCUUAUCUGUCCCGUUCUGUUACAGUUUACACGCGGAGGCCACAGGGGCCUCUUGCCAGUCAGCAGCUCUUCUAAGGCUUUAUCUGGUUUCUGUCACAAAGGGUGGAUUCUUCUGCCAGCCCUCAAGAAACGAAAGUUAACUUUGGGAGGGGGCCUUUGGAAGAUUUCUAGACAAGCUAAAAGCUGGUUCUAUGUUACAGGCCUGGGCCGAGUCCAUACCAAUGCAAGAAUUCUGCCCACAGCAAGCAGUGAAAUAAAACACUGUAGUAAUGUGUUCCAUCAUUCUGUAUAAUGACAUAAAAGCUUUCAGAAUUGACAACCAAAUCCUAGAACCCACCAGCCACUCCGUAUGGGCGUUCCGCAGGGAAGGGCAAACCAUACAUGCCACGCUGCACGGAUCAGAUUGCAGAGUGUGUGUGCCGGAGCCGUUAACAACAUCCAGUCACAAAGUAGUACCCAAUGACAUCUCUCUGAAUGGCAGAAAGGGGCACAGCCAGCUCUCAUCCACCAGUGUCCCUGCAGCCUCGGAAGCCCCUGCCCCAUUGGUGUCCCAGGUGACAGGGAGGAAAGACCCAGUGACUGCGCAAUCACAACAGAGGGUUGUGAUGUCAGGGACCAUGUGGUACGCCCCACACAGGCAUUUGCAUCCUGCUAUUGCCUGUCGGAGUCAUGUUUCCUUGUGCUUUGCAGUUUUUUCCCCAUGAUGACAGCUGUUUUUGCAUGAAUUGCUGUGAAUCUCCAUUGCUGGGGGGGGGGGCAGGCAGGCAGCACUGUACAGAAAAAUGCUUUUCAGAGGCCAUAGCCCUCCUUUUGCACUUUGUCUCCUGAUGCCAAUGACAUCAGAAUUUUGCCACCUGAUUGGAUGCAGGGCCCGCACCACUGGGCUGGCAACAUAGCAUAUACACCACUACCCAACAUGGAGACUCAGACCUUAGGUGAGUUUCAGUGAGCUUCCAUUGUACCUCGCCCAUCGUCUCAAAUCUGGUUCUGAUUGGAUGGGAGUCAGGCGCCCACCUGUUUUGUUUUGCAGUGAAGCCUGGCCACUCUUGGCUUCUCGACCAGAGACUGUGCCUCCCGCAUUCUUGACAACUUUGUGGUUUGCCUUCUGCUGUGAUAUUGGUGUGUGUAAGUUAGAGCUGACAAAGCUAUAGGUUUUUGUUAUUUUAAUCCUCACAUUCUGUCUCGUGUAUUUUAUUGUGACCUUGCACCUUAAAUAAAAUAAUUAUAUUUU